Messenger RNA from Apaloderma vittatum (bar-tailed trogon), 1596 nucleotides. Its product is annotated as synaptotagmin-1. The transcript has 2 exons. Gene Ontology annotation, molecular function: phosphatidylserine binding; syntaxin binding; calcium ion binding. NCBI's taxonomy places the organism in Eukaryota, Metazoa, Chordata, Aves, Trogoniformes, Trogonidae. The record is from RefSeq and is a predicted model, not a curated record. Gene Ontology annotation, cellular component: synaptic vesicle membrane; axon; dense core granule. Bases 28 to 345 code for a protein of 105 amino acids. Gene Ontology annotation, biological process: synaptic vesicle endocytosis; cellular response to calcium ion; calcium ion-regulated exocytosis of neurotransmitter.
UUAGAUCCCUAUGUGAAGAUCCAUCUGAUGCAGAAUGGUAAGAGGCUGAAGAAGAAAAAGACUACGAUUAAAAAGAACACUCUGAAUCCCUACUACAACGAGUCUUUCAGCUUUGAAGUACCAUUCGAGCAAAUUCAGAAAGUGCAAAUUGUUGUGACUGUUUUGGACUAUGACAAGAUUGGCAAGAAUGAUGCCAUCGGGAAAGUCUUUGUGGGCUACAACAGCACCGGCGCGGAACUGCGGCAUUGGUCAGACAUGUUGGCCAACCCCCGGCGGCCCAUCGCGCAGUGGCACACUUUACAGCCUGAGGAGGAGGUGGAUGCCAUGCUGGCAGUCAAGAAGUAAAUUAAAUUAAGUUAUGAAGAAGAAAAAGAAGAAGAAGAAGAAGAAGCCUUUCUGCAUUGCCCACAUAGUGCUCUUUAGCCAGUAUCUGUAAAUACCUCAGUAAUAUGGGUCCUUUCAUUUCCAGCCAUGUGUUCCCGACACAGAUCAGUUGUACUUUUAAAUUCCCAUUUUUAAUUUGCACAAAUUUAAAUGUAGAGAGCCCUCUAAAGGCACUUCAUUUCACCACUGCCCCUCCAGAUCUACUCUUCUUUUAAGCAAUAUGAUGUGUAGAUAGAGCAUGACAGAAAUUAUUUAUUGUAUCACACAGUUGUAUAUAUACACCAGUAUGCUGAGAAUUUAUUUCUAGUUUGUGUAUUUGUAUGUUGUAAGCGUUUCCUAAUCUGUGUAUAUCUAGAUGUUUUUAAUAAGAUGUUCUAUUUUAAAUUAUGUAAAUUGACUGAGAUAUAGGAGAGCUGAUAAUAUAUUAUAGGGUAACUAUUGUAUCGUCUGCAUUCCAGAAAAAAAAAAAAUUCCAACUUGUAAGGCACUAGUAGUGUUACACUGACAUCUUAAAGGACAACUUAAAUCUGAGCUUUCAACUGGACCAUCCUAAUAACACGCUACGCGUCCACAGUGAAUCUUGGAAAGGCAAAUCCAAUUGGGUAGACUUCUUUCACAGGCAACUUAGCAUGAUCUGAGCAGCUCCGUGGCUGACCUCAAGGAGAUGUAGCCAGAAGCCAGGAUAUAAUUCUUUUGUAUAUAUUCCAAAGCAAACACGUAACAGACUGAAAUGGCUUUAGAUUGAAAGUUGAGGAAUCAGUUCCAUAGGAGGCAACAAUUUCAUCUUAACACACAAAGUAAGACCAUUGCAGAGGUUGUGCAGGGAGGGGGGGAAGGGAGGGGCGAGACGCAGCAGUAGCAAAAUGCUGCCAUGAAAACAAGAGUAGCUCUCCGUUGUUAUCACCUUUAUACAAAAUUUGCAUACUGUGAAUUCCAUCCACGAUUUCACAUUAUAAUGAGUUUGCACAUUAGACUUUGUAACAAAAUAUUUUAUUAUACUAACUCAGAUUAGAAGGAAUGCAGAAUAUUUUUUAGACACAGUCGUGUGAGUUUAUUAUACAAAAUAGUUUCAUGGUAAACAGACAGUAUUGUAAUCCCAUCAGAAGAUGACAAAAUUUAGCCAUAGUUCUAAAUGCACUUCAAAGUAAGCCAAAAGAGAACAGCUAGUGACCUUUUAUAUACUAUUUAUACUUAAGUUUUAAUUUGUCCUUU